UUAUCAUAUAUGUAUGUAUGUAUAUUUUACUAUAUUUUGUUCAGCAAUGGAGAAUGACAGAGACUUUAAAAUGUGUGGAACAUGGCGGCAUGGCAACGCAUCCCGAAAUCUCAAAUCUGAUUUGAAAGCAGGCUGUAAGGAAAUUGAGAUUUCAGCCAAUGAGAGUACGCUCUCAAUUCAGGGGAGUAUCACAGCCAAGUGCACGCGAUCUUCAUCCAUUCCUCUAGAAUCAAACCCUCUUCAAAAUCAAAGUCAUUUCUGUGUGUUCUGGGAGCCGCUGCUGGACCUGAUGAUAGUGGAGGUGAAUGGAAAGAAAUACACUCUGUGUGAAUCACAUGGCCUUCAAGGAACCUGCUGCACUGACCUCUCACUUGAGGAUCAAAAAACUGCCACUCUGUAUGGUAUCGAGAAUGGCAGCAUCCACGGCGAUACCAUCAGCUAUAAUGUCAUGGAACUAUAUAGAUUUCGAGGAGAUACAAUCAACUGCAAGGAGAAAUUCUGUGAUGAGGCAAGUCAGAAGCGCAGUGGAGCAAACAUGAUAGAGGAAGUAGUGAUGAAAUCCAAUAAAACAGGUCGUGUGGAUCUACCUUGUGCUCAGAGCACAAUCAUUGAGAUUAAAGAAGGUUUCACAGGACUCAAUUUCACUCUGCCAGCUCCUCGAACCGUUGCACCAAACAUGACACCCACCGUUUAUCUUCCCUCCUGUCUGAAAUCCCAAUCAAGGAUCACAUCCAAAGUGGUGUGUACUUACUACAAAGACAAAUCAUUAUUUCAGAGGGGAUCAUCUGAUGCAGUUCUUCUGGAUGACAUAGUUGGACUCUCUGUGGAGAACGAGAUCAUCAAAAACCUCCCAGAACCUGUCAGAAUCAGGUUUCAUCACUCUGCUCUCCCACCUAACCUUUCUAGAAGAUGUGUUUCAUGGGACACAAGACGAGAUAAUGAAGUGAAAUGGAGAUACGACGGCUGUGAGACUGUUAAAAUCCACGACACAGAGACAGAAUGUUGCUGUAAUCAUCUCAGAUACUUUGCCAUUCUCGUGCAAGUGGAACAGAAGGCUACAGUUCGCCAUCUAGAGGCUCUUACGUUCAUCACUGCUGUGGGCUGUGCCGUGUCCUUAGUUAGCUGUUUGGUUCUCUUCUAUUGGCUCUGUAAACGCAGAAAAGGGAAAGACCAGUCCUUACUGGUGCAUCGUGGUCUGGUGGUGGCAACAUUUUUUCUUUGCCUGUGCUUUAGUCUUACCAGCACACUGGCAAAUACUGAAAAUGAAACCGUUUGUAAGAUAACAGGAACGCUUUUGCACUAUUCUCUGCUCAGCACCCUCUGUUGGAUGAUUGUGGAAAUGUUUCACACAUUCUUUUUAGUUUGCUGUGCAUCAAGCUCAAAUCUUCCUUCAUGGGUUUUUUAUUUGUCAGGCUUUGGUAUCCCAGCUCUACUAGUUUGUAGAUUGCUUUCUAUAGGUGAUUUUUAUGGCUUAAGGAAGAUUAUGCUAAGUGAAGAUGUCACCAGUCUAUAUUUUAUGUGCUGGAUGUUGGAUUCUGACAAUAGCAGAUUGGCUCAUUACAUCAUUAUUAUUGGCUUACUGUCAGUUGUGGUGAGCUCUGGUAUAGUCAUGCUUUUCUUUGUGGCUACAAAGAUACGUAACCGACCUGAGUGGAGGAAGAACCGCAUGGUUUUUUUCAGUAUCUGGGGUCUCACUUGUCUGUUUGGCACAACGUGGGGCCUGGGUCUCUUCAGUUUUGGCCCUCUUUCAGAGGCCAGAUUCUGCCUGUUCUGCAUAAUCAAUUCCUGCUUUGGAGUUUUUCAUAUGCUGCGAUACUAUGCCCUUGAACAGAUGAAAAAGAGAUGUGAAUUGAGUUUGGAUGGGGGCAGUGGAGGUUCUGUUAUGUUACAGUGCAGAGAUGAGGAAAGCGUUUUAUAAGUGAGUGUUUUUAUUAAAGGGGCGUAUAUUAAAAUAAAUAAAUAAAUCAAAGUUUGGUGUACUGCUUGGUCUGCUCUCAUCCUGUAGGUCAUAAUAUUGAAUGUUUCUCAGAUGACAUAUUGUUUCAUAACACCGUUUAGAGAAUCAAACACAAAUGCUUCAUGUUAUAUGCUGUAUUCCUUUCAUUUUAUUCUUUGUAUGAAUGUAAUAGUUUAACAUUAUGAAGCAAGCCUUGUUUUUCAGCAAUAUUUUUGUGCAAAUCUGCUGUAUGCAGUCUUUAAGUUUAUGUAUUUGGAGACAUGCUUUUUGAAUUUACAGUAAUUAAAAACUUUCAAACGUU
Molecule: messenger RNA, 2258 nt
Organism: Onychostoma macrolepis
Lineage: Eukaryota; Metazoa; Chordata; Actinopteri; Cypriniformes; Cyprinidae
Product: adhesion G-protein coupled receptor G5-like
Exons: 12
Coding region: 14-1918 (634 amino acids)
Biological process (GO): cell surface receptor signaling pathway; adenylate cyclase-activating G protein-coupled receptor signaling pathway
Cellular component (GO): membrane
Molecular function (GO): G protein-coupled receptor activity
Source: RefSeq, a predicted model, not a curated record